UGGUAUGUGCAUGGAUGGGGAUGCUUGUUUUUGUCGAGCGAGCCCUGAUAAUUCUCGCGACCGGGCGUUUUCGUAUUGGUUUUGAUGUUUAUUCCUCAAUCAAAGACGACAAGACAUGGCUUAUGUAGACCGGUCUGGCGAUAUGAACGACUCAAAGGCAUUAGAAAUUAAAACUAAAUCUAUAGAACAAACACUGGUGCCAUUAGUAACACAGAUUACCACACUGGUGAACCAUAAAGAAAAACAACGAGUAUCAGAGAAAACCUGCCAAGCGAUAGAACGUGUUGGGCAAGCAGUGAGGCUUGCUGUUAGCAAAUUUGUGUCUGUUGGAGAAGCAUUAGGUAAAGAAAAUACAGAGAUACAAGAUGAGCUUCAUGAGGCAUGCUCAGAGGCACAGGUUGCAGGUAAUAACAUUGCAAGGUUGACGGACACAAAUAGUUGGCUUUCAGUCACUAUGCAGAACUCGACGGACAAGAACAGUAUGAUCAAGGCAGCCAGGGGGCUCCUGUCGGCAGUCACCAAGGUGCUGUUGUUAGCUGACAGAGUGGUCAUCAAGCAGAUUAUAGUAGCGGAGCAGAAAGUAAAGAAGAGUUUAAAUAAACUUGAAACAGUACGAAAUUUCACGGAGUUUGUCCAGUUAUUUAGCCAGUUUGGAAAGGAAAUGGUAGAGUUAGCUCACCUUACUGGGGAUAGACAAAAUGAUUUAAAAGAUGAACGAAUUCGAGCUCAAAUGGCAGCAGCAAGAGGAGUCCUAGAAAAAUCAACAAUGAUGUUGUUAACUGCUUGCAAAACAUCUAUUCGACAUCCAGAUUGCGUGUCAGCACAAGAUAACAGUGCUGGUGUGUUUCAGAUGAUGCGCAAGGCUUUCCAGAUGCUAGAUGAGGUAUUGACAGAUAGUUCCUCAAUGACUGUCCUUGUAAAGCCCAAGAAUAUUCACAAUCUGUUACAUACAAUUCGUGAUGUGAUUGAAACAUCAAAGAUAACUCAGGCAGAAAGUAACACACAGGAUAAACUGGUAACGACAUUGAGCUUAGUUGUCGAUGCUACUCAAGAUUUUACGGACUCUGCCUACACUCAGCAUGAACAAAGGGAGAGGAUCUUAAAAUUGCUUGGAAAAGCAAAAUUAGAUGUUAACCAUCUUGUUCAAGUUGGAAAACGUAUUGAGCAAGGUAACUGGGAGAGGUAUGAAGAUGAACUUGACACUAGUGUUCUAAAAGCUACAAAGACAAUUGACGAUGUCAAAAAACAGCUUCAAAUGACAGCGUUAAGCCAAGCAGAGGAGAUUUUUAGGGGUAACGAUCAUGAAGGAUUGACGAACAAGCUGAAGGAGGCAGCAACAAUGGGACAAAUUGACGGACUUGACAGUCUAGCAGAAAAACUCAUGCAAUACUCCGAACAACUACAAGAGGCAUGUAAACUGAUGCGACAUGUUUCAUCCAAACCUCCGCUUGCUAUAAGUCUUGAGAAUGCAGAGAACAACUUGAUCAAGUUGUCACCACAGCUUGUCACAGCAUUCACAACUUUAGCAAUUAAUCCUACUAGCAAAAUUGCAAAAGAAAAUGUGGAUGUUUUCAACAAUGCAUGGCAUGCGCAAUUGAAGGAGAUUAAUACGAUUAUGAAAGAAAUUACUGAUACCUGCACAGGCAAAGGAAAUACGAAGCACGUUUAUCUGUCCCUUCCAAGACCAGGUAAACAUGGUACAACAAUGAAAUCUUCUAGACCAGUAAAGCUGGAUGCAGAGGAACAAGCUAGAAUUGCUAAGCUUGGACUAGAGUUAAAGUUGAUGACAUCUGAACUGGAUGUGGAAACAGACAAAUGGGAGGAUGCGGAGAAUGACAUCUUAAAACGAGCCAAGAACAUGUCCAGUAUGGCAUACUCUAUGUAUCUGUUCACAAGAGGUGAAGGACCUCUGAAAACCACUCAGGAUUUAUUCAAACAAGCAGAGUAUUUUGCUGAGGAAGGGAAUAAACUGUUCCGUGUGUUUAAAGAUUUUAGUGGCUUGAUACCAGAAAGAGGUCUUCUACCUGAUGAACUGGUGCACCAUCUUCAGAGUUUACCAUCGCUAUGCCAACAGCUCCAUUACACAACUAAAUCACCAUCACUUGGUAAAAUCCAGACAUUUGCAAAAGUAAAUGGGAGUAUCCAGGAGACCAAGAACCUACUGGCCUGUAUAAGUCAUAUGCUUCCAUUAUGCAAUACUCUGGCAGUUAAAUAUAACAUCAGGACACCCCACUCAACCCUUCCCCUUUGGAAACAUGGAUCUCCAUUUAUGGAUAGCAGGAGCAAUGGGGACGAUUCAGACUCUGCAGCUAGUGCUCUUAGUAGCAAAUCAGACGGUAGCCUUCUUCGUAAUAUCAAGACUAUUGCUAGCAUUGAUGCAUUUGAUCGCAUAUGACAGUAUGACAGUUGUUAGAAUAAAUAGUGCUUCACAAUACAUUGUAAUAAAGUCCUCAAAUAAAUUAUGAAAACAGUGCUUGAAGUAUACACUUAAGAAACAUUUGUAGGACUCUUAUAAUUCACUAUAUCACUAUACAAACCAAAACAAACAUUGGACCAAUGUAAAUGUAGUUUUCUGGCCUUUUAUCUGUGUCAUGUGACCAACCUUUGGCUUUCCUUCUGUAGAUAAUUUAUUUAAAAUAGCAUGUCUGUAGGUCAUAAGGCAACUGUCAUAGCUUAUAUUACAUUUACAUCACCUGCCUGUAAAAUUGCAAUAUAUUGUGCAGAUUUUACAGGAUAUGAAAUCAUUAUAAGAACAAUAGGUAAUAAAUUCUAAAUAAAAGUAUUCUUACAAUCACUGGCUGCUGUUUAUUUUGGUAAUUAUUAGAUUAUUUAUUCAGAUAAACUUCAUUUAUGAUGGAUAUUGCCAAUAUAUACAAACUUGCCUGGUGCAAUGAUAAAAACCUAUAAAACCUAUUAAAAUUAAAUAUAUUGACAUAUACAAGCUGAUAGAUCUUUUCAUUAAUUUAUUUAUAUAAAUUAAUUUUAACUUUGUUAUAUGUUAAUUCUGAAAUUCUAAGUCAAUAUAUUAAAUAUGUAAAUGAAACAUGUAAUUUACAUUUCAUAUUAAUGUCUUUCGUAUAUGUUAAUUUUCUGUUGUAAUAUAACUUGUAGUUAAAGUGUUUAACAACGCAUGCCUCGGAUAUAAAAUUACUGUAUAAAAUAAACAUAUUUGUUAAAGUGGUGUAAGAUGAAGAUGGUUUGUUAAAAAAGGUUUAGAACAAUCAUGUAUGUAUGUUACAAACAGUGGGGUCCCAAGUUGAAAGAAGCCGCUUCUAUGAGAUAUAGAUAUGUGAACUACCUGUAUCUUAACGUAUCUAAUUUUAUUUUGGUGCGUGUAGUGAUACUCAUGGCACUGACUUCCGGGAGAGAAUUGACAAUACUGUAGAUAUUAAUUAUGCAAGUGUCGCAAAUUUGUGUUUUUCCAGGAGAUUUAUGCUUACUUGCGGGUGUGCAGAAAGGCCAACACGACUAGCGGGACACUUGCGACCCCAGCGGUGUAGACAUGCUUUCGAUAUAUCAACCAGCAAUAUUCAGGAGGUGUAUUCAAAUUGUGACAUAAAUUCUUUUUAAAAUAUUAAAUUAUGAUUCAUAUAAAGACAAAAGUAAUUUUGAAGAGGAGACCAAGAUAUUAACUGAAAUAUAUUUUUGUUAUGCAUUCUGCUAAACCUUUCAAAUGAUUUGUGCUUUUAUAAUUUGCAAGAGACCAAACUCUACACUAUUCAAACACUAAUUGUUUAUAAAUGCAAUAGGUACUUGUAAAAAACAAUGGGCUAAAAGGUUUUAAAAUGUUGCCCUGGCAAAUAUGUUUUUUCAUGAGUAAUUAAAUGAAAAUGUACAUUUUGUAAAGCUUUUCUGUAUAUUCCUCAUAAAACCAGCAAAUUUGAAAAACAAUAGAUAAUUAAAUUGGGUCACUUUGGUCAUCAAAGUUUUUACAAUACGCCAUUGUAAAAGUUAACCAUAACAUCUUGUUUUGUGUAUAGCCUUUAUUAAAUAGAUUGUAAAGUGAAAAG
This is a messenger RNA of Anneissia japonica, 4010 nucleotides long. Its product is annotated as alpha-catulin-like. The record is from RefSeq and is a predicted model, not a curated record. The coding region runs from base 116 to 2395 and encodes 759 amino acids. NCBI's taxonomy places the organism in Eukaryota, Metazoa, Echinodermata, Crinoidea, Comatulida, Comatulidae. Gene Ontology annotation, biological process: Rho protein signal transduction; cell adhesion. The transcript has 16 exons. Gene Ontology annotation, molecular function: actin filament binding; cadherin binding.